Molecule: messenger RNA, 156 nt
Organism: Gongylonema pulchrum
Lineage: Eukaryota; Metazoa; Nematoda; Chromadorea; Rhabditida; Gongylonematidae
Source: the annotation of a GenBank genome assembly
GACGAGCCUUGGUUAUUUAUGAAUGCAUACAUGCUAAAUGACACAUGCGAUUGGAAGGACUUGAAUCUAAAAUUUAUUUUGGCCUGUUAUCGCGAUUAUGUGUUCAUUGUGAAAGAAGGCGAUAUGAAUGGUAUGGGUUUGUCGAAUACUGUUUAG